AUGUGCAUCGAGUCCGCUAUUUCAAUUGUUAAAGUCCUCGUCAUUUACGCAAAUAUCUACGGUUUUAGGAAGGCAAAUGUGCAGAUGGUUUCUUUUACUUUUUCUGCAGCACUGAUCUUGAUUUUCACAACUGUCCCUGCGCAAUUCAAAGGCCCUAAUAAGGAGCAUACCAAGUACCUUGGCAUAUGCUUCUGGGCUCUGGAUGAAAUGGGAGGCUGCUUUGAGAAUGCCAAACGAACAAGCACAUUCUUGAGCACACUUCAACAGCAGUGGCAUAAACGCAGACAUACUGUGACUGAACAAGAUAGCAAACGUGUGUCUGAGACCCAAGAGCAAUGUCACGACGACCAACCCUUCUCUGGGAAUGAACGGAACACUCAGGCAUGUUCUGAGUACUAUCAGCGUCGCUUAUCAAGACAGGUCUCUGCGUCCAUCGAUAUGGAUCUGCCAGCUGGCUACUGGACCCAAGACAAUAUAUCAGCUAGCGAAGAAACCUUGGACAUGGGAGAUUUCAUGAAUCUUGAUUUAUGCAACAUUUUGCUGAGUGAAGGAAUCCCCAGAUCAUUAGUCUAA
Molecule: messenger RNA, 573 nt
Organism: Penicillium argentinense
Lineage: Eukaryota; Fungi; Ascomycota; Eurotiomycetes; Eurotiales; Aspergillaceae
Product: fungal specific transcription factor domain-containing protein
Exons: 1
Coding region: 1-573 (190 amino acids)
Source: RefSeq, a predicted model, not a curated record